UGUUUAUUAGAAGACACUUUCUAAAUUGAUUUUUCUUUUGAAUCUAAUCUUCCGAAGAUUUUAACAUCCUCUAUAAAGUAAAUUUUAAUUGGACUUUUUGCUUCUUUUUGUGUUAAAUCUUUUAUCAUUUUUUUUCUUUGAAGAUAGUCAUGAAUAGACACAAUUUUUGUAACUGUUUUACAUCUUAAACAGGUGGAUUUCUGUUUGUGACAAUCGCGUCAUCAGAAACAUGUCACUUUGACAUUUAUUUGUAUUCCUAUUUAUGGCCUUGUUUCAACAGGAUGAUUCCGAUGACGAUGAUUUUAAAGCACAGCUGUUUCGUUAUACCGUUUUCAGUGUCAACCACGCAUGCGCUAGAAUGGGUAAAUGUUUAGCGUUUCAGGUGAAGUAAGACUAUCCAACUGGGUCAGCGCACAAUUAUUGUUCCUCGCCCUCGAUGCUACUCAACACUAUAUUGACAUAUCGGACUUUCAUGUUCCUUAUGAAAAAGAUGUUGAAAGAGUUAGGGUGUUCUACCUCCCAAUAUGGUACCAACUUGUUUCGCCGUGGUGGUGCUACCUUUGCUUUGGAGGAAGUUCCCACUGGAUGUCAUAUCCUUAUGAAGGAUUAAAAAUUUGAUUGCGUCCUGGUUUAAAAAAAUGUAAAAGUCUGAGAUUGAGGGAAGACGUAUUUCUUAUAAUUUCGUCGUCCUGCAUUUGGUUUUUUUGAUAAAACUGGACAUCAGAUCAUCGUUUUUUAUGGACAAUGUAGCUAGUUAACUAGCCAUGUUGAAGAAGCAUCCAGACAGAAUGUGGCUAAAUCUUGUUAUUUUAACUGUUAAACUUGACAUUGUUUUGUUUCUAUUCUAUGAAAAUGUUUUUAUCGAUAAAUGUAUUGUAGAAGUGAGAUAUAUAAUCAUUUCCAAUGCUUCUUAAAACUUGUUUUUCGUGCUUGUUUACAUUUUAAGCUACCAUUUUUUUUUUGACGACGGGCAAUAAUGGUCCAUAUCGGCCCAUCGUUAAGAACGCUAAGCCUUGGCUUUGUUGUUGCUUAUAUUAUAUAUGUGUUUUACUUUCAUUUCAUGCUUUGUACAUAAUUUCAGCUAUUACUAUAUAUAUGUUUUGUAAUUUUGUCCUAUCUAUAGGAUGACAUCUAUGUCCUAUCCUGUAAUUAUGUUUUUUUAUUUGUGAUAUUAAUAAAAUAGCUAGAGUUGAGUAGGGGAAGUGUGGACAAAAAAACGCAUAACAAAUGGAGAAAAAAACGCAUACCGUAAUUACCAAGAUGCCAAUCUUGGUAAUUACGGUAACUACAAAUUAAUUUUUGUGGUAUUAAAUGCGCUAUAUAAAGAAGCAGGAGUGAAACGCAUGGAUCAUACUUUAUUACACCAUGAAACGUAAUGUGGAGAUGAUUAGUUAUGUUGUUCAUUCUUUAUGGAAUUUUUGCAUGUUUAUGCGAUGCAGAAAGGAGAUACAACAAGAAUCGUCAACAUCUGUAUACAGUGAAUUGUUGCUCACGAGAAAAACAGUAACAGUUAUGAACUUGCAAGGUGUGAAUGAAGAUGGCACUCGUGUAAUUCUAAUGAAAGACAAUACAAAGAUUUGCGUGGUUUUGAACUAAAGUUUUGUUUUAAACUAAUGUACAUACACUUGUUGAGACAUUACAAUAAUUAUCAUUUUACAAGUCAAGUUAGAAGAAUAGAACGUAACGGUAAAAAGGAAAGUGCCGGAAUAUUUUUGCAGACGAUGCUUUUUAUUCUUUUCAGACUAGAGGGUGAAGAAAAUGGCAAUGGAGGGAAGACUUUCUACAAUCAGAUAAUCUUUGUUACCAAAACAACACUAAUUAUUAUUUCGCUUUAUAACUUUUUAUCAUGGUAAAAAGAUCAAUGUAAUCUAAUAAAUAUCUUUAACUCCUUUUCAUUUAUAGCAAACAUUUUCAACAUUGUUGCACCUUCCUGGAAAUGUUGCCGGUGCGGGUAGAAGUGUAGGAUAAAUAUUUCAAAAUUUUUUUGCAGUUGUAAAUGCUAUCAUAAAUUGAAUAUAUUUAACAUUUCGAUAUUUUUGUAAUUAUUUUAUAUAAAAUCGUGCAGACUUCGUCAGUUCCUGCAUAAAAAAGACGAAUAAAAAUAUAUCGCAGAAACAUUUGAGAUUUCGUGUGUCUGUAGCACAAACACAGACUACAUAUACCUAUGGAGUUUACGGCCCCUGUAUCCUCAUGAAAACAAAGGGUUGGUAAGCUUACUACGUUGCCACUCACUUUUUGCCAACUAAGCUUUGUUAAGUUUAUAAAAUAUAAAAUUAUUUUUAGGCAAACGUGCAAACGAAUUUUACAAAUUUGAUUUCUUGAUAUCACCAUUUUAACUUGCAAUAUAACUGAAGAUAUAACCGACAUUUGUAUCCCCUUUUUUAAAGCAUUUUGUGUCUUAAUAAUGCUCCGAAAAGUGAUCUUUGAAAAUUAACACUCAUUAAUCGUUAUAUAAAAAAUAAAAUAAACAAAAUAUGAAAAAGAGCUACGGCAAUUUUGAAAGCUUGUGGCGUUGGGAUGUCUGUUUUUCUUUACUUUUUUUCUCUUGUAUAUAUAUUUAUUUAUUUUUUGUAUAGUACUUAGAAAGGCAGUAGAAAAUAUUAAGUCGUUUCAAACAAGGAGCUUGAAACCUGUUGGUACUAAAUAGUAGUCACUGAGCCAAAUAUUAGCCACUUUUCCCCUAUUUUUUUACCGAUAAGGUAAAAUUACUUUAACGAAGAAAUUUUCCCGAGUCUUGGUCCGCAUUGAGAAAGUUAGUUUGACAAGAAAGUUUUAAAAUGUCUAAAUCGCGAAAGUUAAUUCACGGGAAUUUUUAUUUAUUUUAGAAUUUCUUUCAUGAGACAAAACAAACAAUUUUCUUUUUCCAUUGUCACUGUUUAAGGUUUCGUGUAAUAAUUGUUAACCAAAUUUUUGUGUUAUUUUAUCGCCGAUGGCAUUUUAUGGUAACUUUACAUGCUAAUUCAAGACCUUGUUAAACAUUAAAUAAUCAACGCCUGCGCCUUUCGCGAAAAUUAUUACUCUUAAAACAGCAUAAUAAUCAUUCGCAUUUUUUUCCCUUGAUUUCGCGAUUUUUUGACUCGCGAAAGUUUCUUCUUUUGUAGUAAUCUGUGCUUCUUCGAACUUUAAUUAUUUUUUUACAAGACAUAUCGUACAGAUAAACAAAAAAUGUUGAAUAAAAGUUAAACAACGUAUGCGGAGCAAAAGCAACUUUUAGGUUUACAGAUGUGAAAGUGCGUUUGAUUUGAUUAAAGGAGAAGUAUGUAAAGAAGAUUCAAAGAUCGCUUUCUUUUUGAAGCUGAGUUACAUGAAUGAUUAAUGAAGGAGCAUGAGCUUGAUAGAAUCAUUGAAGUGCAGACUGAACUGGUCAAGACUGGUGACAACUACAAAACAAACUAGUUUAGAAGAUGCGUUGUGAAAAGGCAGGGCUUAGAAAAAGCAUAGCAGAACAAAGUAUCCUUGAAAAGCUAAUAACGAACUCACGACAAAACUUAAACGAACUGAAGAAAGAGAAAUGCAAAGGAAACAAGAUUUUAUACCAAACUAAACAUGCAGCUGAUGUUGAUAGAUGUGGAAGUGUUAUCCAAACUUUAGAAAUAAAUUGCCAAGAGUGGAAAAAGAAGGUUGGAGAGAGUGAUCGUUUGGAAGACGGUACCUUUACAACCCAAGUUAGAUAUCUUGAAGCAGAUGACGAGAGAAGUAAGAACGAGUUUGAAAUCCAAGAACUGAAAUUUUUGAAUGAAGAAAGGAUUGGUGUUAUGAUGCGAAUGAAAGAAGAGAAGAUCAGAAGGCUAACCACUUAUGUUGAAAAUUUUAGAAUGCAAAGAAUUGCAAGAGAAGUUAGAAGACAAAACACAAAUGGUGAGAAUUUUAUACAAACAAAAGACGUAGACGCUCAAGUGGGAAACAGGUGGAAGUCGAAAUAUGAUGACUUGGUUAAGGAGCGAAAUAACAUGCAUAAAGAUUUGAUUUAAAAAGAAAAGUAAAUGUAUUGAAAAGAAAGUUAAAGAUCAAUAUAUAAAGGGCUGUGGAGCGCAAAAUAUUUACAUCACACUCCAUGACAACUAUGAGAGAACUUUUAUCCGCUCUAAAAGACAGUUUAAAUAAGAUCUUAUAAAAGUUCCUAGAGUAAAACACAAUUUUGACUUGAGAUCUUCAUUUUUGGUUUUUGCUACAUGCGUGCUGGCGCGACCCAUGCCACUAUUAAAAUGCUGAAAAAAAGAGAACCUCCCAAAUGCGAUUCCAGUGCUACCGCAGUGGUUGGGAAAAUGAAGCCUAUCUGGUAAAAGCCAUUCCAACAACAACAUGUAAACCGGUCCUAAAUCCUGUCUGUUAACCGUCGCGCGACUAAGUACAUGCAGCAAGAUGGAGGUGAUCCCUGAUUUACUUUAAAGCACAUCACAAAAAUUCACCAUCCGAAAUUAAUUCCAGCACUUAAGGUAGGUUUCCAUACAACUGCAUUUUCCU
Hydractinia symbiolongicarpus is the source of this 4464-nucleotide messenger RNA. RefSeq lists its product as uncharacterized. Bases 3405 to 3971 code for a protein of 188 amino acids. NCBI's taxonomy places the organism in Eukaryota, Metazoa, Cnidaria, Hydrozoa, Anthoathecata, Hydractiniidae. The transcript is spliced from 3 exons. The record is from RefSeq and is a predicted model, not a curated record.